Salvia miltiorrhiza (redroot sage) is the source of this 3505-nucleotide messenger RNA. Its product is annotated as probable galactinol--sucrose galactosyltransferase 6. The transcript is spliced from 4 exons. NCBI's taxonomy places the organism in Eukaryota, Viridiplantae, Streptophyta, Magnoliopsida, Lamiales, Lamiaceae. The record is from RefSeq and is a predicted model, not a curated record. Bases 662 to 3208 code for a protein of 848 amino acids.
UCCAUGUAACACAUUGGAUUAGUCAAUUGAAACUUAUUCUAAUAUAAAAAAAAGGUGUUCAUCAACACAAUCUAAUACUACUAUGCUACAAGAUAAAUACAAAAUAGAAUCAUAUUCUUGGCAAAAUAAACUCCAUAUACCAAAAUUCUAGAACUAAUCCAAUGUGUUACAUGCGGAUACUUUUUCAAAAUUUCGAUAAUAACACUUCAAACAAUAGCAAUUAACACCAAAACGAAAUUAAAAAUAGAAUUUUCUCAAUAUAACAAAAAAAUAAAAAAAAAAUAAUGUCACCAUAUUUUUUUGGUCCAAGUGCAUUAUAUCAAAUUCACCGACCGAAAUAUCAAAUAUGGACCGGAAUUUUAGACCUGCAGCACACAUUCCCCAGAACAACAGCAAAAAAUCUUGCAUGGCAACUAUUUUUAAUUCCAAUUUAUUUACAUAUUUUUUUCCCUAAUUCGUGACGCAAAAUGACGAAAAAUUUGCCAAAAAACCCAACUAGGUCGUUAGAAUCAUGGGCUGUCACGUCGUGGAUCCGACGUGGCAUCGCGAUCUGCCGUUGAGACGUCGACUAAAUCGAGGAAGCCGCACCGUCGGAUCUCCUUAACGUGAAACCGCGGCUUUUAGAGAGAGAGAGAGGCAGCACCACCUUCAUCAACCAAUCAUGGUGGUUUCUUCCUUCUCAAUUCCAUUUCCCAGUUCCACAACACCUAUAAAUACCCCCUUCCUCAACUCCAUUGCAACAUUCACUUCUUCCUCUUCUCUUACACGCUUACUUCACACCAAAAACACACCUCUCUUCAACCUAUCAUCAUCGUCUUCUUCACACAAUCGUAUUCUCGCUUACAGAGCUAGUGAGGAAUCAGCGAUGACUAUUAAACCAGCUGUCCGGAUCGCCGAGAGGAAGCUCGUGGUGAAGGACCGGACAAUCCUCGCCAACGUGCCGGAGAAUGUAAUCGCGACCUCCGGCGCGGCGGCGGGGCCGGUGGAGGGGGUGUUUUCAGGGGCGGCGUUCGACCAGGAGCGGUGCAGCCACGUCGUCUCCCUGGGAACCCUACGCGACGUCCGGUUCUUAGCUUGCUUCCGGUUCAAGCUGUGGUGGAUGGCUCAGAAAAUGGGGGACAAGGGGCGCGACAUCCCCUUAGAGACCCAAUUCCUCCUCCUCGAGACCAAAGAGGGCUCGCAUUUGGAGGCCGACGAGGACAACGACGACAACAAGAUCGUCUACACCGUCUUCCUGCCCUUAAUCGAAGGCCCCUUCAAGGCCUGCCUGCAAGGGAACGCCGCCGACGAGCUCGAAUUGUGCCUCGAGAGCGGCGACUUCGACACCGUCGGAUCCACUUUCACUCACUCCGUCUACAUCAGCUGCGGCACCGAUCCCUUCGCGGCGGUCCACGACGCCAUCAAGGCGGUCAAACUCCACCUCGGGACGUUCCGGUUGCGGCACGAGAAGAAGAUCCCCGGAAUCGUGGACUGCUUCGGGUGGUGCACGUGGGACGCCUUCUAUCAAGAGGUGACUCAGGAGGGUGUGGAGGCCGGCCUCGAGAGCCUCGAGGCUGGGGGCACCCCUCCCAAGUUCGUCAUCAUUGACGACGGAUGGCAGUCGGUGGGGUCGGACCAGAAAGAAAAUGAAAAAGAAGAAGAGAGCCAAGGGUUGCUGAGGCUGACUGGGAUCAAAGAGAAUGACAAAUUCAAGAAGAAGGAGGAUCCUUCAAUGGGGAUCAAGAACAUCGUCAACAUCGCAAAGGAGAAGCACGGCCUCAAAUAUGUGUAUGUGUGGCACGCCAUCACCGGGUACUGGGGCGGGGUGAGGCCCGGGGUUGAGGAGAUGGAGGACUACGGAUCGGCUAUGCAGUAUCCGAAGCUGUCCAAGGGGGUUCUUGAACACGAGCCCGGGUGGAAGACUGAUGCCAUUGCUUUGCAGGGAUUGGGAUUGGUGAACCCCAAGAAUGUGUACAAGUUCUACAAUGAGCUCCACAGCUACUUGGCUGCUGCGGGCAUAGACGGGGUCAAGGUCGACGUGCAGUGCAUCUUGGAGACGCUUGGCGCCGGCCUCGGAGGCAGGGUCGAGCUCACUAGGCAGUAUCAUCAUGCUCUUGAUGCCUCUGUUGCCAGGAACUUCCCUGAUAAUGGCUGCAUUGCCUGCAUGAGCCACAACCUCGAAUCUCUCUACUGCUCGAAGCAGACUGGUAUAGUGAGAGCAUCGGACGAUUUCUACCCGCGCGAUCCGGUGUCGCACACCAUUCACAUUGCGGCUGUGGCGUACAACAGUGUGUUCUUGGGAGAGAUAAUGCUGCCUGAUUGGGACAUGUUCCACUCUCUGCAUCCGGCAGCUGAGUACCAUGGUUCGGCGAGGGCGAUCAGCGGUGGACCUGUCUAUGUCAGCGAUGCACCGGGCAAGCACAACUUCGAGCUUCUUAGGAAGCUCGUCUUGCCCGAUGGCUCAAUCCUCCGCCCUCGCCUCCCCGGCCGCCCCACCAAGGAUUGCCUCUUCUCCGACCCUGCUCGUGAUGGUGUUAGCCUGCUAAAGAUAUGGAACAUGAACAAACACAGUGGGGUCCUAGGUGUGUACAACUGCCAAGGUGCGGCGUGGAACAGUGUUGAGAGGAAGAACACCUUCCACCAGACCAAAUCCGAGGCGAUCACCGGCUACGUCAGGGGCCGGGACGUCCACCUCAUCUCUGAUGUGGCGCCCGACUCCAACUGGGACGGCCACGUGGCCCUCUACUCCCACAGGGUCGGAGAGGUCAUCGUCCUCCCUUACAACGUGGCCAUGCCGGUCUCCCUCAAGGUCCUCGAGCACGAGGUGUACACCGUUACACCAAUCAAGAAGCUAGCACCGGGGUUCAGCUUCGCCCCGUUUGGCCUCAUUGACAUGUUUAAUGGCGGUGGAGCUAUAGAAGGGCUGGACUACGACGUGAAGUCCGGUGCAGGGCUCUCGGAUGUGGAGAAUGGAUAUCAAGUGGAAGGAAGCAAUGUGGUUGCAGAGAGGGCGGAGAACUUGAGCUCGGAAGCCGUUGCAGUCGUCUCCAUUGAAGCCAAGGGAUGUGGCCGGUUCGGUGCUUACUCUUCGACUAAGCCAAGAAAAUGCAAGGUGGGGGAUGAGAUCGUGGACUUCGAAUACGACUCAGCAUCAGGCCUCGUUACCUUGAACCUGCUCGAGAUGCCUCGAGAGGAUCAGAAGGUGCACAAGAUCGAGAUUGAGUUGUGAAAUUAUUGUAUGAUUUUGUAGCAAGAUUUUGAGCAUGAUUGAGGAACUACUAUGUAGCGAUGAAUCUCAUUGCAAGAUUCAUAGAGUUGUUCCAUUGGGGGGUUGGCAGAUUAGGCCUUAGAUGAGUAUGGAUGCUAUUAUGUGUUGUACUUGUUCACCCACCAUAUCCAUCGAGAAACCCCAGCAGCAUGUGAUUGUACCUUGAGUUCAUUCUCAUCACAGUACAACAAUGUAAAAGUGGAUGAUUCCACUGCAUCAGUUAUAAUGAAAUAGGAGUAUCUCAUUUUAAUAUGAUAA